This is a messenger RNA of Ipomoea triloba (trilobed morning glory), 4535 nucleotides long. RefSeq lists its product as uncharacterized. Gene Ontology annotation, biological process: nuclear-transcribed mRNA catabolic process, nonsense-mediated decay. Bases 130 to 3774 code for a protein of 1214 amino acids. The record is from RefSeq and is a predicted model, not a curated record. The transcript has 7 exons. NCBI's taxonomy places the organism in Eukaryota, Viridiplantae, Streptophyta, Magnoliopsida, Solanales, Convolvulaceae.
CUCGAGUCAAACAGCAAAGAUUCACAUUUAAUUCACUCACACUCCACCGCCCAGCCACCGCAGCAACCGCCGUUCUCCGCCGCCCCUUCAAACGCCAAUUGCUAUCUUAGUCACAGAGUCCCGGCUUUAAUGGACUCACAAAAGCUACCCAAUUCCCAACCCAUGCGAGUCCUCAUUCGACCCCCAAUCCCACCCCCAGCUCAUACCUCCACUCCCCCUAGCCCCACCCCCCCCCCACCCCCUCCUCCCCACCCGCCUCCGCUCAACGGCGUCGUAGUUGUCGGCUUCAUCGGGAAACGUCAUGCUGACGUCACCAGCUUAAUCAACACAGUUAUCGACUCGAAUGUCUUCGGCUCGGGCGGGUUGGACAGGCCGUUUCGCAUCGAGAAUUUGGAAUUUGGUGAUGAAAUCAAGAGUUGGUUUAGGUUUAGGGAUAUCAGCUAUUACCAUGAUGAGGAAAAGGGGAUUUUGUAUUUGCAGUACUCGUCGAUCGACUGCCCCGCGCUGGAGGGGAAUAUGGAGUCUCGUAUGGGUUUUGAUUCCAUAUUGGAGGACUAUGAGUUCGGGGAUCUUCAAGCUAUGCUUUUUAUCUUCUCUGUUUGCCAUGUAGUAAUUUUUAUUCAAGAAGGAUCACAUUUUGACACCCCGACACUGAAGAAAUUUCGCAUUCUGCAAGCUGCCAAAAAUGCAAUGAGUCCAUUUGUGAAAUCGCAAACUGUACCCCCAUCAGCAUCUGGCUCACGAUUCUCAUCUCCGUCACGGACUUCUAUAUCAGAAUCAUUGUCUAACAAUAAUUCUCCUGUCAACAGCCGAGGCAUUUUAAGUCGUAAUACUUCGGCAAUUACAUUGAUGCCAGGGUUAGGUUCAUAUGCCUCUUUAUUACCCGGACAAUGUACUCCAGUAACUCUUUUUGUUUACCUAGAUGAUUUCUUAGAUAGUAUUCCUGGUUCUAGUGUUGAGAAGCCACCAGAGAUUUCCUCACUUAACCAAUCAUCAAGUUUGAGUAGUUUGCUCAGGCCAAACUUGCCUACAAAGGGACCUGGUUCAGUAGUUGUGCUUGCACGCCCUGUAAAUGAAACUGAAGGUGGAUUUAGAAAGAAAUUGCAAUCAUCCCUUGAGGCACAGAUCCGCUUUUCAAUUAAAAAAUGCCGAACACUUUCAGGGUCUGAAAAUAGUCAUAGGGCUAGAAGUGGUGCUAUGUCAAAUUCAGCUCCUUUGUUUUCCCUUGAUGCUUCGAAGGCUGUUGUGCUUGUAGACAUAUCUUCAAUUCAGAAAGGUGAGUCACUUGAAUUUGCUACCAGCGUUGUGGAAGAUAUUAUAUCUGGGAAGGCAUCUUCAGAUGCUCUUUUGCUUGAAUGUCACAGCCAGAGUGGAAACAGAGAAGACAUACUUUCUGUUAAGGAGUUCAUCUGCAGGCAGUUGGACAUAUUAAGAGGAAGAGGUGGCAUGGUUUCCAAUAGCAAUAGUGGUUCAGCUACUGGCGUUGGCAUGGUUGCUAUAGCUGCAGCAGCUGCUGCUGCCUCUGCCUCAGCUGCUUCUGGAAGGGCAUUCACUACUCCUGAACUUCCAAGUCUGGACAUCUGGUCCUCUUCUAGUCAACUUAUUCUACAUGCAAUCCUCUCUGCCCAGCAUGGAUAUAUAGAUAAAACUGAAAUCAGUAAGAGGAAACCCCGUCGGCAGAAUUCUGUUUCACCACCCAUUGAACGCAGUGCAUCAAAAGUUAGUGAUCCUCUUGAAACUGCAGUUUCUUAUUUAUCAAGUGGUAGAGGACUGAAUGCUAGAUUUUCCACUUUAUGGUGCCAAAAGGCCCUUCCUGUAGCUAAGGAGGUUUAUUUGAAUGACUUGCCUCCAUGCUACCCAACUUCUCAACAUAAUGACCAUUUGGAGAGAGCUCUGUCUUCUUUUAACUCAAUGGUCAAGGGACCUGCUGUGCAGUUGUAUAUGAAAAAGUUAGAAGAUGAAUGCACAGCCAUCUGGAGUUCUGGAAGGCAACUAUGUGAUGCAAUCAGUCUCACAGGAAAACCAUGCAUGCAUAGGAGACAUGAAGAUGAAACUGGCACUUUGCAUUCCAGUGGAUAUGUCUUCCUUCAUGCUUGUGCCUGUGGUCGAUCGAGACGGCUGCGAUCAGACCCUUUUGAUUUUGAAUCAGCUAAUGUUACAUUCAAUGGUUCUAUGGAUUGUGAUAAGCUACUCCCCAUGCUCCAGCCUCCUCGCGGAAGUGUUAUUGGACCUGUUCAGCCCUCUUCAUGGAGUUUAGUUCGAGUUGGAAAUGCCAGGUACUAUCAGCCAUCUAAAGGUUUAAUCCAGAGUGGCUUUAGUGCUACAGAGAAGUUCCUUUCAAAGUGGUCCAUCUUGCUUGAGAAACCGAAAGUGUUAAAUGCUCCACUGCCAAGCAAUUUUCAGCAAGCCUCUUCCAAUUUGUUUCAUAGUGAAUCCAAGGAUGAUACUAAUCCAGACACAAUGGUAGAUCAGGUUGGUGCUAUAAGGUUGCUUGAUAAAGAAAUGCGAAGUGAAGUGAAGAUGCAAAGAAAAUCCUCUUUAGGAGAUAUUAGAGGUGAAGAUAAGACAAACAGUUUCAGUAAAAAACUAUCUAACUUUACUAUGAGGAAACCUUUCUCUGAGGUGGUUGCUGGAUCAGCAAAUCCAGAUUCAGCAUUUCCUCCUCUCCAAUCAAAAGCACAACCCCAGCCAUCUAUAGCGAAGGGUAUGAAACAGCAAAGCGAUAAAGAUGGAGCUAGAGAGAAGGUCAGUGAAAUCACUGAUGCUGAAGAAUCUGAAAAAGUUGGUGUCAUUCCUGCUGUGGAUGAAGCUGUGAAUGGCAAUGUUACUCUUUCUAAUGGCUUCAGUAAAGUCAAUCGGUUUUCAGAGAUAGAUACUGAUAUAUUUCCUAUGCAUAUCAACAGCGGUGCAAAAACCAAAGCAGUCUCUUUGAAACAUGUAACCAUCUACAUUGGAUUUGAGCAUGAAUGUCCUCAUGGGCACCGAUUUAUAUUAUCCUCAGACCAUCUCAAAGAACUUGGUUCCCCUUAUUUGGUCACUGAAGAUUCCACUACAGCUUUGGAGCGUGAAGAUCAUAAAUUGGCAGAACAUCCCAAAGCGGGUAAGAAUGGAGGUCAUGGUAAAGGCCGCCGUCAAUCAAAUGGAAUCAUUUCUGCUGCAUCUAGAAGAGUUAGAAACUUGGAGAAGUCAAAGGAGAGAACAGAUAAUGGCUAUGCAUAUGUAGAUGGAUCAAUGCAACCUUCCAAGCCCCCUAAAGAACAGCCUAGUAUGAUGAUAGAUGCUGCUUCUCGUAAAGAUCUUGAACCUAGACUUCAAUCUCAUAGCCUUGCUGGCACUGGCUACACUUUCCCCUUGUUGAAUAGAAAUUUGCCACUAUACAUGAACUGCCCACACUGUAUGAACUUGAAGAAUAAGAAGGAUGAGACAGAUGCCAAAUUUGCAGGCAGUGUUUCACAGCUUCAGAGGAUUUUUGUGGUCACACCUCCAUUUCCUGUUGUCUUAGCAGCAUGCCCCAUUAUACAAUUUGAGGUAUCAUGCCUUCCCCCAUCUAUUCCAGACCGUGAAACAAAAUUGCAGUUCAGCCUUAGCUGUCCGGUGGUUUUGGCCCCAGACAGUUUCCUGUCACUUAGGCUCCCCUUUGUUUAUGGUGUACAAUUGGAGGAUGGAAGUUUGCAUCCUCUAAAGCCUUUUGAACACCAGCCUGAACUCACUGCCUGGAUUACCAGUGGCACAACACUAAAGGUCGUCUCCAAGGAAAACAAUUAUGACGAAUGAUUCCUGACAUAGUCAGUUAACGGACUCUAAAUGUGGAUGAUGAUAAUCAACUGCAAUUAUGGAUUUCCAAAUUACUGGAUAAAUCCUCUACUGCUGAUUUAAUGGAUAAAACUUUGAUGAUUUUGAAACUGAUGAGUUGCAGUGGAUGGAAUUAGCUUUUUCUACUCUAACCACUUGACCAGGUUCCAUUAUCCAGCUGGAAUUUUAAAGAAUCCACAACAGUUGAUUUGCCACAUUUUGGAAGGCUUUUUGAACUUCAGCUAAGAGUCCAGCAUAAAUGUGGCACACCCCGAGUUGACAUUGGAUUGAGGCGAAGCAGAUCUUCGCUCCAAUAUGCUGUUCCGUUCCAGCUGUAGGGGACUCUUGCUUGAGAAGAAAGAUUGCCCCUACUGCUCAUCUUCAAUAGCCAUGGAUCCUGAAAGUGCUAUCUACCAAAGAAUCGCCAAGGUGCAUCAAGACAAAAAGCAGCUACUUCUCGAUAUAUCGGAUCAAGCAGCUAAACUGCUAGAACUUUUUGAUUCUUUCUGCUGUGUUACACGUCUUUCUAUCAUGUUAUGAGUUGGCCAGAAAAGUUCUGCCUGUGCAUACUUUGAUGGAGUUUGUAAAUAUGCAAAUUGGUUUGGCUUAGGAUACUGCUCUCUUUUUCCUUCCCUUAUUUUGCCAGUGGAGUUCAUCAAAUAUGCAUUCUAAACUACAGUUAUUAUUUAUUAUUACAUCUUCUUUUUUUUUUUGUCUUUAAUUACAUAAUAUAUAUUCUUUCA